Molecule: messenger RNA, 2527 nt
Organism: [Torrubiella] hemipterigena
Lineage: Eukaryota; Fungi; Ascomycota; Sordariomycetes; Hypocreales; Clavicipitaceae
Source: the annotation of a GenBank genome assembly
GUCCGCUGCCUCCCCAUAUGUUCCUUUUUCUGGGUUGGUGUUUGCUUUGAAUGGCUAGUCGCUGAGCCGAAGCUCGUCCUCCUCCACUCUGCGCUCCCCCUCCUCGUCCAACUUGCUCCUUAAUUAUUUUUUUAUUGCUCUUUUCCCUUACCCCCCGUGGACUCUUCAUUAUUACUACUACUCUACUUUUUUUUUUCUAUCUUCUUCUCCUUUCGACUCUUCUCCUUGAUAAUAUUCACUGUCUUCUCUUUCCCUUAAUCUUUCGGUUCUCGCUUACACUACUACACUCGUCGUCACCACACCACACGCCCCCCAAUCCUCCGCUGUGGCUGCGCUACGCUGCCUGCUUUCCGAAUCCGAACUACCACCACUGGACCAACACCCCACCAAAAACUUGGCUCUCGGCUGAGCGCUGUCCGCUCUUGCGCCCUCCUUCUCCAAACAUCUACACUUGUUGCUUUGCAUCGCUCUCGCCAGUCUCGGGCACCGUCACCUCGCUGCCAAUCUCCCCGUCUGCCAUUUGUCCCGCUUCGUCAAUGGCUGUUCGCGACCCCGAGAUCAUGAAUGGUCACGCCAAAAACGGCAUCCAUACCAACGGCAACGGAUCCCACACCAACGGCACCACGACCCUCGCUGAGCGACUCAGGAUGAACAGAAAACAAUCCAGCCCCAUGGCUCCCGCCUUCAUGGUUUCUGCCCCGGGAAAAGUUAUUGUUUUUGGCGAACAUAGUGUUGUGUAUGGCAAGGCCGCCAUUGCUGCUGCUAUUUCUCUCCGUUCGUAUCUUCACGUUACAACGCUCUCCAAAUCCAAGCGAACAGUCUCCCUGCGAUUCCCCGACAUCGAUCUCGUACACACUUGGAACAUUGACGACUUGCCCUGGGACAUCUUCCACCACCCUAAGAAGAAGAAGUCGUACUAUGAUCUUGUCACUGAAUUAGAUGAGGAGUUGGUAGCCUCCCUACAGCCGCAUAUCGAUGCUGUUUCUCCCGAAAGCUCCGACGAGCUACGCAAGGUUCACAAGAGCUCCGUCCUAGCAUUCCUGUACCUCUUCCUCUCGCUCGGCUCCCCCAAGAACCCCGGCUUCCUCUACACACUUCGAUCAACUAUCCCCAUCAGUGCUGGCCUCGGAAGCAGUGCAUCAAUCUCAGUCUGCCUUGCUGCUGCUCUGCUGCUACAGCUGCGCACGCUCUCUGGUCCCCACCCGGACCAACCGCAUGAGGAGGCUCGCCUCCAGGUUGAACGUAUCAACCGAUGGGCGUUUGUGUCUGAAAUGUGCAUUCACGGCAACCCGUCUGGUGUAGACAACACUGUGGCUACGCAAGGCAAGGCCGUCGUUUUCCAGCGAACCGAUUACAACAAGCCGCCCUCAGUCCGCCCACUAUGGGACUUCCCCGAACUCCCUCUAAUGCUAAUUGACACACGCCAGGCUAAAUCGACAGCCCACGAGGUCGCCAAGGUUGCAAAGCUUAAGGAGAUGCACCCCGAGUUGGUCGGUGCUAUUCUCAAUGCCAUGGAUAAGGUCACUGCUACGGCUGCCGGCGUGAUUCAGGAGGAAGAGUUUGACGAUGAGGAGGAAGAUUCGCUAAAAAGAGUUGGAGAGCUCAUGACCAUUAACCACGGCCUCUUGGUGUCGCUUGGUGUUUCCCACCCACGCUUGGAGCGUGUCAGAGAGCUUGUUGACCACGAGACCAUUGGUUGGACGAAGCUGACUGGUGCCGGUGGCGGUGGCUGCUCCAUCACGCUGAUGCGACCCGACGUUCCAAAGGAGAAGCUUCGUAAGCUGGACAAGCAGCUCGAGGCAGAAAACUACGGCAAAUUCGAAACGACACUUGGUGGUGACGGUGUUGGUGUCCUCUGGCCUGCCGUGCUGAAGAACGGUAUGGACGAGGAUGACGAAGGCGGCAUGGAGAUUGAUGUGGAAAAGUUCCUCAACGCCGAAGGCACAAAGGGCGUCGAGCGCCUUGUUGGCGUUCACGGCGACGGAGGUGAACGAGAAGGCUGGAAGUUUUGGCGCGUGGAGAGCCGAUAAGCGAGAAUCUGGAGCCAGCGCAUUGCGCUCCAUUACGUUGACGACCAUAUUUCUUUUCCAACAUUCUAGGCGAAGGCUGCUGGGCUUUUCUUUCUAAUACUUGGGCGCCAUGGGAUGGGACAUUUUUGCAACUCCUUCUUUUUUUGUUUCUUUUUGUCUCGGGCUAGAUGCUUUACCUUACGGUACUUUUUGGGUGUACAUAAACCACAACCUUUUCUCAUUCUUCUUCUUUCGCCCUCCCAACUAGCACUAUAUCUAUUAAUGCGACACGUUCAAUAUACCAGUAUAACCCUUUUUUGCCAUUGUGACACCACCGCAACCGUGGGAUUUCUGUGAAUCCAACAGUGUCCGUCACACGAGGCGGUGGCCUAUUGCUGAGGCUGCCCUCCUUGUACGACCAACAACCGAUGAACGAUUCUGCAAGUCGGAGGCAAUCUACAGACACGGACGCAUCCUGAUAACCUAAACUAUUCACAGAUAACAUAAAUGAACCCGCC